Messenger RNA from Syngnathoides biaculeatus (alligator pipefish), 1884 nucleotides. RefSeq lists its product as uncharacterized. Gene Ontology annotation, biological process: inflammatory response; cellular response to lipopolysaccharide; positive regulation of gene expression. The transcript has 8 exons. The record is from RefSeq and is a predicted model, not a curated record. The coding region runs from base 249 to 1337 and encodes 362 amino acids. Lineage: Eukaryota; Metazoa; Chordata; Actinopteri; Syngnathiformes; Syngnathidae. Gene Ontology annotation, molecular function: cytokine activity.
UCGCCAGCCGCUUGUGAAGACUCCUCUCACUGAAGAACUGUCUCAGGAAGGCUUGGCCGUCCAUCUUGAUGCCGUGCUCUACGUGCGAAUAACGACCCACCAGGCUCUCCACGUCGCCCACGUCGAACUGUUUUAACUCGGCCGUGUGCCGCUUCCUCUUCUGCCCAGAGAACAAAAUUAAGACAGGACACAGGAGGAAUACACGCUCGAGAGAAUCUCAAUCGUAAUUUGCGGACGUUGGCGGCAACAUGGAUGUGGCGGAUUCACCUGUGAAUGGAAGCGUCCUAAUAGUUCACCAGCUCCACGAGGGCAAGCACCAUUAUGAAGUGGAAAACGUCGUCAAGUCUCAGAAUUCAAGUGGCGGAGGAACGAAGAUGAUCAGGAAAGGAGACAAGCUGGUGCAGAUAAACGGCACCGACCUGCAGGAUUUGACCCCCGAUGAGGUGGCUCAGGCCAUAGCGGAGGGGCAGCCCAUGUUGACGGUGCACAAGUCCGGGAGGACAAAUGAGCCGCCAUGCUCGCCGCAAGAUUCUCUUUACCCCAUCUCAAAGGAGGUCACCAGACUUCAGUUCAGCAUGCAGAUGGUGCGGGAGGAAAACCUGCAGCAGAGUUUCGGGGGCGGAGAAGAAGAAGAAGAAGAAGAGAACGCUGUUGCUGAGGAUGACAUUUUCCCCUCCGAAGACGAGAAGAACGAGCCGGAACGCGAUCUGCUUGUUGUCAGCAUGACAAAAACGAGCUUCUCUGUGCUGAGAGGGAGGGGGUGCGAUUCCGGGGCCGGCUGCGGGUGGUGUCACGGGGCAGGAUGCACCCUUAACGACAUUGUCAUGGUUGCAAAGUCCAGCACUGUGACACUCGUUUCAAGAGGAGGGGGCACUUUCAAACAGAUGAGGAUGUUCGACACUCCGAUCGAACAUGUGGCCUCUCAUAAAUAUCUACGAGGACUCUGUUCGCAGAAGACGCUCUACGUCUCGCAACAACCAGAGAAAAUGACCAUUUACUACUACAAGUCGACUUGUUUGGACCCCCACUACCCGGUGGUGUUGAACUUCACGGACUCUGACUGCUUUCUCAAGUGCUCCAAGAAAGGAGAAAAUGUGAUUCUGCAAGUGGAGGCGGUGGAUAAGAAGAAGCUGAAAAGCAUUUCCAUGAACGACGAGACCACACUUUGCUUCGUCUUCUACAUGAAAAGCGACAGCACCAAGCAGCGCAAGUUUGAAUCCGCGCUCUACCGGGGCUGGUACAUCCAAAUCGCCACUUCCGAUUCCGACUCCGUGGAAAUGGCCAAGUCAGACGGACACCAAGGAAUUCAGUCGUUCCUCUUCGUCAUCCAAACAUAAGAACGUCGCAAAGUUAUACGGCGUAUUGCAUUCAUAAUUUGACAAUUAUCCAGCGACAUGUAAAAAAAUAUACAUAUAUAUAUGAAUUGUUCCCCACUCAAGAAGUAUGUAUUUGUAUCAAGCUGCCACAAGAUAGGGGCAAAGCUCGCUUUUCAAUUAGGAACACGAAGCUCCUCCCCCUCAGUGCAUGUUGUUGCCUAGCAACGAGUGACGGCGCAUUAGACGCGACAGUUCCGGUUUUGUCUUGAGAUUCCAGUUUGUGCCGUAAACGAGCGCGUAACGCAAAACACUACAACCUCAAGUCUUCUUUUGCCACCGAAAUGAACGUCAAUGACGUGGUUCUGCUCCCUCGAAAUUUGGGAAAAUGAAACAGAACGUAAAGAAAUGAACGAUUUGUAAAUCUUCAAUGUUGCAACUCAAUUCUUUGUGCUACUCCUUCUGGCGUUCCUGCCUCGGCAUUCUGGAGACAGUAUGAUAAUAUACACAAACGAAGAUGAAUAGGAAUCAACGACUUACUGUGACGAUGCUGUAAUAAAGUUUUUUUCAA